AUGGUCAUAGACGAGCUCGUACUUUCAAGCUGCAACGUAAAGAUCUUACGGCGCAAGCCUGUCGGCUCUUUGUUCAAUCCUGAUUUCUCGCUGAUGCGCUCUUCUGAAUCUUUCACUACCACAACCGCCAUCCACAGGACGAACCGGACGAGGGUCAUGCGUUGA
This is a messenger RNA of Laccaria bicolor S238N-H82, 165 nucleotides long. RefSeq lists its product as uncharacterized. Lineage: Eukaryota; Fungi; Basidiomycota; Agaricomycetes; Agaricales; Hydnangiaceae. The record is from RefSeq and is a predicted model, not a curated record. The transcript has 2 exons. Bases 1 to 165 code for a protein of 54 amino acids.